Molecule: messenger RNA, 984 nt
Organism: Protobothrops mucrosquamatus (brown spotted pit viper)
Lineage: Eukaryota; Metazoa; Chordata; Lepidosauria; Squamata; Viperidae
Gene: SNX20
Product: sorting nexin 20
Exons: 3
Coding region: 1-972 (323 amino acids)
Biological process (GO): protein transport
Cellular component (GO): early endosome membrane
Molecular function (GO): phosphatidylinositol phosphate binding; protein binding
Source: RefSeq, a predicted model, not a curated record
AUGGAUGAAAAGCAGGGCUGCUCAGGAGCAGAAGAAGGACAUCAAGAUUUAGCAGAGACAUCCAAGCCUCCUAUGGUCAUCCCUUCAGGUGAAGAGGAUGAUUAUGAAAUCAUGAACUCAUUACAAGCACCCCAGGAAGCAAAAGAGACCACCAACCAACCAGGUGAGAAAAGUCCCAAUUCUUCCAUGACAACUAAAGAACUUCAGGAAUACUGGCGGAAUGAGAAACGGAGCUGCCGAGAAGUCAAGGUGCUUUUUGAAAUCCCAUCAGCCAAAAUUGUAGAGAAGGCUUUCUCUAAAUAUGUGAAGUACCAAAUCAUCAUAAUCCAGACUGGCAGCUUUGACAGCAACGUGUCAAUGAUUGAACGCCGGUAUUCUGAUUUCGAAAAGCUGCACACGAGCCUGUUUAAGGAGUUUUAUGACGAAAUGGAAGACCUUGUCUUUCCCAAAAAGAUCCUGACUGGCAAUUUCAUGGAGGAGGUCAUCCUGGAGAGAAAACUCGCUUUCCAGGAUUAUUUGCGAAUUCUGUACUCCAUGGAAUUCAUCAGGACAUCUCGGAUGUUUAUUGACUUUUUAACGAGGCCUGAGCUGGAAGAGGCCUACAGCUGCCUUCGGGGAGGACAAUACACCAAAGCGUUGGAAGGUCUUCUGGAGGCCGUCGCUUUGCUAGAGAAGCUGACAAGGCACCGGCCCAUUCUGUUGGUUCCCACCCUCUGCGCCAUCCUUGUAUGUCACAAAGAUCUGGAGAACGUCAAAAGCGCCUUCGAAUUUGGAGAGAAGGCCCUACAGCGCUUAGAAAAACAAACUGGUCACCGGUACUACCUGCCACUGCUGGAAACGAUGAUCUCCUUAGCAUAUGAACUUGGGAAAGACUUCCUGUUCUUCCAAAAGAAGAUGGAAGAGAGGAAGGCCAAAAAGCUUCCGCAGAAAAUGUUGACACUGAAGGAACUGAUAGUACAGGAAUACGUAUAAUGAGGAGAAGAG